This is a messenger RNA of Echinococcus granulosus, 651 nucleotides long. RefSeq lists its product as hypothetical. The record is from RefSeq and is a predicted model, not a curated record. The coding region runs from base 1 to 651 and encodes 216 amino acids. Lineage: Eukaryota; Metazoa; Platyhelminthes; Cestoda; Cyclophyllidea; Taeniidae. The transcript has 5 exons.
AUGAAAGGUAAAAUGACUGAAUGUUUUAAAGUAAUGCAUGGGACUAAUGAAGGAAAAUUAUUAUUUAACAAAUACCGCGAUGUGUCAAGUAUUUCUGGAUGUAAGCCCAUCGGAGUCAAGCACAUUAUAUUGUUGAACACACUUAUUAGUUCCUGUUCAAAAAUUAAAAAGGGUCGUAAAAUGGUGGAGGCGCGAAAUGUUGGAAACCAACUUUUCCUAAAAAGCAUUUUUAUUUUCCCUGAACGUAACUUUAUUAGCACGACAAAGUGUUUUACUCGAAAUAUUGAGGCUUAUACUUGGGUCGUAGGCAUUAAAGUACAAGUCAUAAGCAAAUUACGACGAUUGGCUGACCAGUUACGUGAAAAGUCAUUUAUCCAAUCAAAAGAACCCUACUAUAAUAUGUGCAAGGAGCAAGUUUUAUUUAAAAAAAGGAGGCAAACAGUGGUCGGUUUGAUUAUUAUUAUUUUAAUUGCUUACGCCAUCUCAAAGAUCAUAGUCCUGAACAAUACAUUGUACGAUAUUCAAGUGCAGUCGUUAGUACUUGCAUUAUCACUGAAUUCAUGCAUUCACCUUCGCCAAAUAUCAACGCGCAGUAUUGCUGUCCAUUUUAAAAAUGGUGUAAGUCGGACUGAUUUAUUGAUAUCAUUAUGA